Molecule: messenger RNA, 5119 nt
Organism: Esox lucius (northern pike)
Lineage: Eukaryota; Metazoa; Chordata; Actinopteri; Esociformes; Esocidae
Gene: ptchd3a
Product: patched domain containing 3a
Exons: 4
Coding region: 373-3324 (983 amino acids)
Cellular component (GO): membrane
Source: RefSeq, a predicted model, not a curated record
UAGAUUUUUUUUGUCUACAAUACAAUUCAACGAAAUUACUAUAUUUGUCUUUUUGUUCCUCUUACGCCAGAAGGUAAUUGACUUCAAGGCUGUAGGGCCACUAAUAUUACUUCCCAAGAGUGGUCGCUCUAGGCUGGUUUCACAGUACUUUCCUAGGCAAGUGCGUCAGAAUAUGCUUAAUGGCCGUAUGCAUAAUGAAUUCAAGCCUCUGGUCAAAUUAAGUUUUCGUCGAGAAUAAAAAGUUUUCAGGAAACUUAAAUCAGCUAUAGGAAGCCAAAACCGACGCCAAGCCAUAUUGGGAGUGUUAUACAUCGUUAUGUGAAAAUAGACAUCAAACUCAAGUUUUAAUUGCCUUUCUUCUCCCUGUCCAAAAUGCCGGUAAAUAUGGCUUGGUGCCGCACAGACUGCGUUGAGAAGCCUUUCUCCAUUGGAUUUCAGAAGUUCGGUCGUUUCGUGGGAAGGAACCCGUGGUGGUUCUUUAUCUCCCCCCUGGUCAUAUCAACGGUGCUAGGGUCUGGGUUUUAUUUCCUAGCGGACCGGGAAGCCAACAACAUUGAGGACCAAUUUACACCAGUCAACGGACCUGCAAAACUUGAAAGGAAAUUUGUGGAAGAGAACUUUCCUCUGAAUAACUCUGUGUAUUCCAACCAGAGACUGUACACCAUGGGAGAAUAUGCAUCCUUCAUAGCUGUCUCAAGAGAUCCUAACAUCUUCACCGACGGUGCUAUCAAAGAAAUAUUAAGUUUGGACAAGAAGGUUCGAGAAAUAAUACUUUGGAGAGGUCACGAGCAGCUUACAUUUGAAGGACUUUGCGCUAGAAAAUCCAAUAAAUGUAUUCCUAAUAGGAUAUUAGAUAUUAUGAAUCAUUAUGGUAGCAACAUUGACCAGACUGAACUCACCUUUCCAUUUUUCCGUUUUGGAUUCACAACCAUUUUUCUAGGAUAUUCUGUUGGUGGAGUUAAUGUAAGCUCAAAAGUCAUAAAGAGUGCUAAAGCGAUACGACUUUUUUAUUCUUUGAAAGAAGGCAACCGCACUAUAACAGAUCUGUGGCUAAACGAAUUCCUCAAGGUUUUUCCCUCCAACCAGUCUCUGAAGUUCAUAAAGGUUAGUCAUUCCACGUCACUGUCCAGGCAGGUGGAGUUCGAGGCCAACACCAGGGAUGUCAUCCCGUUGUUUUCCAUCACAUAUGUAAUCGCCAUCAUCUUCUCCAUAGUGUCUUGCUUAAGGUUUGAUUGUGUGAGGAAUAAGGUGUGGGUGGCCACCUUCGGGGUGAUAUCUGCAGGACUGGCCGUGCUGUCUGCCUUCGGGAUGAUGCUGCAUAUCGGAGUGCCUUUUGUAAUGACCGUGGCCAACUCACCGUUCUUGAUAUUGGGUAUUGGUGUUGACGACAUGUUCAUCCUCAUAUCCUGCUGGCAGCAUACUAACGUUCACUCCCGGGUGGAAGACCGCUUAUCCGAGACGUACAAGGAGGCGGCCAUUUCAAUCACCAUCACCACUCUAACGGAUGUGCUCGCGUUCUACAUCGGGCUCAUGACGCCGUUCCGCUCUGUGCAGUCCUUCUGCCUGUACACCAGCACGGCUAUCUUGUUUUGCUUCAUUUAUAGCGUCACCUUCUUCGGGGCCUUUCUCGUGCUAAACGGGAGACGGGAGAAUGGCAACAAGCAUUGGCUGACUUGCAAGGAGGUCCCGGAGGACUGUCCCGCAGGUCGCUCUAAAUCGUAUGACCUCUGCUGUGUGGGAGGAGCCUAUGACCGGCACACCGGAGCUGAAGAAGUGCAGCCCAUGAAUAAUUUUUUCAAGAAGUACUACGGCCCGUUCCUUGUAAAACCCUGGACCAAGGUGUGCGUGAUUGUUCUCUAUUCCAUUUAUUUGACUAUCAGCAUUUAUGGAUGCUUCCAGAUACAGGAGGGAAUUGACCUUCGCAAUUUGGCGGCUGACGAUUCCUACGUGAACAGGUACUACGAUGAUGAAAAAGCCUACUUCUACGAGUACGGUCCAAACAUCAUGGUUAUCAUAAAGGGUGAGAUCGCCUACUGGGAGGAAAAGAACAUGUUGGAUUUUGAAUCUUGCAUAGAGGACUUCAAAAACCUGUCUUUCAUUGAGAAAGACAUUUUCACAUCCUGGUGGAAAUCGUACAAGUACUACGGUCAGCACACAAGCUUGAAUUUAAGUGCUGAGAAUGUUUUCAAGAAAAACCUUGGCACGUUUCUGAGAUUCUACUCCGACUUCAAGCAAGACGUGAAUUUCACUAACAAUUCCAUCCACGCCUCCCGCUUCUUCAUCCAGACGGUCAACAUCACCACCGCCCUUGAUGAAAUGAAUAUGUUAAACAAUCUCCGAGACACGGCCAGAAGAUGCCCAGUCCCACUGCUGGUCUAUCACCCCGUCUUCAUAUAUCACGACCAGUACGCGGUCAUAGUGAGCAACACCGUUCAGAACAUCUCAGUGACCACAGCGGUCAUGCUAUUGAUCUCCCUCCUGCUGAUCCCGAACCCUCUCUGCUCGCUGUGGGUCACGUUCUCCAUUGCGUCCGUCAUUGUGGGCGUCACCGGCUUCAUGGCGCUGUGGGACGUUAAUUUGGACACCAUAUCAAUGAUCAUUCUCGUUGUCUGUAUAGGAUUCUCUGUGGACUUCUCCGCACAUAUUUCCUACGCCUUUGUUUCAAAUAAAAAGCCCACGGCGAAUGAGAAGGCCGUGGAAGCGCUGUUCCAUUUGGGAUAUCCCAUCCUGCAGGGUGCUUUGUCCACCAUACUCGGUGUGAUAGUGCUGUCCGCUUCCAAAAACUACAUAUUUAGGACCUUCUUCAAGAUCAUGUUCCUUGUCAUCUUUUUCGGGCUGUUUCACGGCAUCACUUUCAUCCCGGUCUUCCUGACAUUCUUUGACUUUUGCAGCGGCAGCUCGGGCAAGAUCAACUCUCAGGAUAAAAAGGUCCCGGAGGACCAAGCGAUGGCUUACUACCAGUCCAACAAUGCCCAGGAGAAAAUGAUGGACCAAGACAAGCAGAUCUAUGACAAUCACACUUUCCUGCCUGACAAUCACCCGUUUUGCCAAGGAGAUUCAUGUCCCUCGGUCUGGACCCUGAAAGUCAACACCCUCCAAACCCAGGGUGGUCAGGUCUGCAUGCCAAGCACAGGUCCCAUGUUCACCAUUGAUGGUCAGACAUAUGAAGUUCAGAUGUACUCGGUUAGUAGCGACCCUGUCACCGUCAGCCAGAACCAGAAUCACGGGUCCGGCGAACAAAAUUGCGUGACAGGAAAUGGCCAACCACUGGAGAUCAACGACCCGGUUAUUAAUUGCCAUGAUUCGGCAGGUCCUGUUCUUUGAGUGUCCAUUAAUUAUUAAAUAAAUGUUUGUUUACAUGAGAUGUAUCCAAGGAUGGAAUUGAAGGAUUUCGGGCUCUGGCCAGCUGGGCUAGUAGACUGACAUUUUUACUUGCCCAGGUCUAAAAUCUUAUGAAACAUUUGAAGUAGAACUUUUUACAAGGUGGUUGGCUAGUUGAGCAAAUGUUCAACUAGCCCAGUUUGAAAAAUACUUGCCUUGGGCUAUUGAGCUAGCUUAAUUUCCAUCUCUAAUUUAUCUUACAUAUGAUCUUCAUGUAAAUCAUGAAGCACUAAUAACAUGUUAUGUUUUGAACAUAUUGGAUUGGAUUUUUCAUCGGUAGCACUGAAAAAAUAAUUUGGUUACUGUCAUGCAUAACAGUCACGUGGCCCUGUCAAAUGUAAAAUAUAGCCAUAGCAUAUCUCAGUUAUGUUAUCAUUCUAUGAAAUACAUAAUUUAACUACAGCAAUUCAGUUUAAAUCGGUUACUACAGACUGUUGACAAAAACCAACAUAAAGUGUCUCAGUAAGGUGUUGGGCCACAAGCCGCCGAAAAAGCUUUAAUGCGCCUUGGCAUAGAUUCAAUUAGUCCCUGGACCUCUACUGGAGGGAUGGAAGACCAUUCUGUCAUUUGGUGGUUUUGUGAUGGUGGUGGAGAGCGCUGUCUAACAUUUUCCAUAGAUCCUUCCCUCUAGCAAUCUUGAUCCAAAAUGGAGGUCAACUGGAUCUGCUCAACAUAGAUGUGCGACAGAUCAUGACAGAAUGUUAAUUGAUAAUUGUAUCAUGCUGUACACCUGUUUGGAAGCAUCCACAUUAGUUAUAUUCCCCCACUCAUUUAGUCAGGUUUUUCCUUUGUCAACUGUCUGUAUGUGGUUAAUACUGUUGGAUUUAAAAACCAUGACAAUGUUCAUAUUGGUAUUUGAAGAAUCACAAGCUUUACUGAAACAUUACAGCCGUGUUCAUGAGCUAUCCAGUCUUCAAUUGAGUACAAUUACCUGUAUAUAAAAUUAAACUGUUUUCACUUCCUAUAUUUUCAUAAAUGCCUUUAUCAAAGGGCAUUCUGUAUGUCAAUAUUUUUUAAUUGAUGGUAUACAGCACUUAAAUCUUUAGUAAUAUAUUUUAAAGAGGAUGGCAACCCAAAUUGAGCUUGUUUCUCUUUUGUCUGUAAACAUAGUAAAUGUAAUUAUGUAAACAAACACUGUAUAGCCUGGAAACCUGAGUUAAAAAGGAUAAUGAAAUCCUGGAUGGUAAAUAAGUGUCACCAUACCUCUGUCCAUGAGUUUGAGAGUUGUUACAUUUCUUCAGACUCAUCCAUCAACUGUUUAAUAAAUCAGUGGAGGGGUGGUGCUUUGUUGUGGUUUAAACCGUAGCGCACCCCUUUGAAAGAUGGAAUGUAAACAUUGUCAAGCAACAUUUUGUAGUUCCCCCCAAAAAAGUCACUGUAUUUUUGAUAUUGUUCCAAAACCUACCAUAAUAUAUAUUGAAAGUAGUAUUUUACUAAUGUUUGCCUUUAUCCAAUUUAUUAUGUAAAAAAAAUAUUUGCUAACCCAUGGUUAGGUAGUUGAUUUAAACUGGUAACAUUUAAUACCACAAGGUGGCAUUGUGGAAACAGUACAGUGAGCUUGCUAAUUGUUUGAUAUUUUUUCCACGUAAUUUAUUGCUUGUGACUUUAUAAUUUCUCCAUAUAAUUCUCAUUCUACUUACACACCUUUUGUGAACAACAUUUGUGGAGUACAACAUGAAUAUGUAAUUAAUCUCAUUUGAAUGUCAGACGAUUUCCAAUAAACCAUAUUCUUUUCAGA